AUGGAGGUGAAAGACGUUUUCGACUUCAUGAAUAUGGAAGAUGCACAAAGAGAGAAACUCCUCGCCUCCCUCACGCAGGCCCAGCUGCGGGAAGUGGCGAAGGCGAGCAACAGAUACCCAGUGAUAUCUUUGGAAUUUGAAAUUUCAAAAACAGAAAAUGUCAGCCCCGGAGAAAACCUCCAGUGCUCCGUUCAACUCGAAAGAGACCUCGCAGACGGAGACAGCGUGGGUCCGGUGUACGCGCCGCUGUUCCCGAAGGAAAAAGAAGAACAGUGGUGGUUAAUAAUUGGAGAAGGAAACAGCAGCAGCAGACAGCAGCAGCAGACAGCAGCAGCAGACAGCAGCAGCAGACAGCAGCAGCAGACAGCAGCAGCAGACUGCAGCAGCGAACAGCAGCAGCACAGGGCUGCUCAGCUGCGAGGGAAAUCUUUUGUCUUUUUCGCCAUUACCUCUCAGUUGCUUUUACUCUAA
Molecule: messenger RNA, 471 nt
Organism: Eimeria necatrix
Lineage: Eukaryota; Apicomplexa; Conoidasida; Eucoccidiorida; Eimeriidae
Product: Pre-mRNA-splicing factor brr2, related
Exons: 4
Coding region: 1-471 (156 amino acids)
Biological process (GO): spliceosome conformational change to release U4 (or U4atac) and U1 (or U11)
Cellular component (GO): spliceosomal complex
Molecular function (GO): RNA binding; RNA helicase activity
Source: RefSeq, a predicted model, not a curated record